AUGGAAGACUCGAAGCAACAUCUUCGCGAUCAUCUCAUAGGUCAUAUUCCAGAUAUCAUGAAAGGCCUCCUUCAGGAAGUUGGUUCAACUCCAAUUCGAAUACUUGGUGACACUCCCAACAAAGCUCUGGACUCCGAAGAUUAUUUGGAAUCUAUACGCCCAUUUGUGUCAAAGGUUGAGGAUUCCCUUCGUCAACAUCGCCCAGACUGCCAGACAUGCUUCCUCGCUGUAGCCAUAUACCCCGGGCGUCACUCCUAUUUCGUGGUAGACUUUAACAAUGCCCGUUAUGACUAUGAUACUGCACAACACGACAAGAGUCGGGUACCUGCCUACGUUCUUCGACUAUCUCUGAAAAACCCUAGGAUCUACAGGAAGGAGCCCCUAGACAAGACGCUGGCUGAAAAGCUUGCAGAGUUGCACAAUUCGCAUGGCCGAGAACCGUUGCCUUUAUUUGAUGAUCACAACCAGAGGCGUUGUUAUGCGAGUCCCCGCAGCAUUGAGCAUAUUCUGGGUUAA
Messenger RNA from Penicillium arizonense, 516 nucleotides. RefSeq lists its product as uncharacterized. The transcript has a single exon. The record is from RefSeq and is a predicted model, not a curated record. Bases 1 to 516 code for a protein of 171 amino acids. NCBI's taxonomy places the organism in Eukaryota, Fungi, Ascomycota, Eurotiomycetes, Eurotiales, Aspergillaceae.